AUGAUGAACAUACACACUUGGAGCCAGCGCGGCGUCGCCCCCCGCCCGGGCUCCUCCCCGCCCCCUGGGCCAAGCGCGGCCGCAGUCCCGCCUGCCACGCGCAGAAGCACCUGGAACCGCCUCACGUUCAGCCCCAGACGCGCAGGAGCCCCGCACGCACCCGCGCUCCGCCUCCCACGGCAGGGCCCGGCGGGGAAGGGUCGAAGGUCCGGGCGCGGGGCCGGCGCCGAGAGAGAGAGAGAGGAGGGGGCGAGGCGCGGGCGGAAGGAGGCGACGCCGCCUGACGAGAGCCGGCGCCCGGCCCCUCGCCUGCAUGGCCGCGUAGCCCGGCCGCACCUGGGCGCGACGUGGGGCCGCACUCCUCGCAGGGUCGCCGCUGAGUUCGCAGCCGCGGGCGCCAGCUCGGAGAUGGAGCCGUGGUCCUCCAGGUGGAAGACGAAGCGGCGGCUCCGGGCCCUCGGCGUCGCCAGCCUCGCCCUGGUCGUCCUCCUGCAGGCCGGCGCGGCCGGCGGAGCUGCUCCUGUUGAUGUACUAAAAGCACUAGAUUUUCACAGUUCUCCAGAGGGAAUAUCAAAAACAACAGGAUUUUGCGCAAACAGAAAGAAUUCAAGAGGUUCAGAUACGGCUUACAGAGUUUCAAAGUUAGCCCAACUCAGUGCCCCAACGAAACAGUUAUUUCCAGGUGGAAGUUUUCCCGAGGAUUUUUCAAUAUUGUUUACAGUAAGACCCAAAAAAGGAAUUCAGUCUUUCCUUUUGUCCAUCUAUAACGAGCACGGCAUUCAGCAAGUUGGCGUUGAGGUUGGGAGGUCACCUGUUUUUCUGUUCGAAGACCACACUGGAAAGCCUGCCCCAGAAGACUAUCCCCUCUUCAGAACUGUUAACAUCGCUGAUGGGAAGUGGCAUCGGGUAGCAAUCAGUGUUGAGAAGAAAACUGUGACAAUGAUUAUUGAUUGUAAGAAGAAAACCACAAAACCACUUGACAGAAGUGAGAGAUCAAUUGUUGAUACCAAUGGAAUCACGGUUUUUGGAACGAGGAUUUUAGAUGAAGAAGUUUUUGAGGGGGACAUCCAGCAGCUCCUGAUCUCCGGGGACCCGAAGGCGGCGUAUGAUUACUGUGAGCACUAUAGCCCAGACUGUGACUCCUCGUCACCCGCGGCCGCACAGGCGCAGGAACCGCAGCCCGACGAGUAUGCACCUGAGGAUAUAAUCGAAUAUGACUAUGAGUAUGGGGAAACAGAAUACAAGGAGACUGGGAGUGUAACAGACAGACCCACUGUAGCUGAGGAGACAGUAGCACCGACAGAGGCAAAUAUUGUGGAUGAUUUUCAAGAAUAUAACUAUGGAACAAUGGAAAGUUACCAGACAGAAGCUCCCCAGAGGGUAUCUGGAUCAAAUGAGCCAAAUCCAGUUGAAGACGUUUUUACUGAAGAAUAUCUGACAGGCGAGGAUUAUGAUCCCCAGAGGAAAAAUUCCGAGGAUAUUCUAUAUGAAAAUAAAGAAAUAGACGGCAGGGACUCUGAUCUUCUGGUAGAUGGAGAUUUAGGCGAAUAUGAUUUUUAUGACUAUAAAGAAUAUGAAGAUAAGCCAACCACCUCCCCUAAUGAAGAGUUUGGUCCAGGUGUGCCUGCAGAAACUGAUUUCACAGAAACAAGCAUAAAUGGCCAUGGUGUGUACGGAGAAAAAGGACAGAAAGGAGAGCCAGCUGUGGUCGAACCUGUGUGGAUGCUUGUUGAAGGACCACCAGGGCCAGCAGGACCUGCAGGUCUUAUGGGUCCUCCAGGUUUACAGGGCCCCUCUGGACCCCCUGGUGACCCUGGUGAUAGGGGCCCUCCAGGACGUCCUGGUUUGCCAGGGGCUGAUGGUCUGCCUGGUCCACCUGGUACCAUGUUAAUGUUACCGUUCCGUUACGGCGGGGAUGGUUCUAAAGGGCCGACUGUCUCUGCUCAGGAAGCGCAGGCUCAGGCCAUACUGCAGCAGGCGCGGAUUGCUUUGAGAGGCCCACCUGGCCCAACAGGCCUGACUGGAAGACCAGGUCCUGUGGGAGGACCUGGGUCAGCGGGGGCCAAAGGCGAGAGUGGCGAUCCUGGUCCUCAGGGCCCUCGAGGUGUCCAAGGUCCCCCUGGCCCAACAGGAAAACCUGGAAGAAGGGGUCGUCCGGGUGCAGACGGAGGAAGAGGAAUGCCCGGGGAGCCUGGAUCAAAGGGAGACCGAGGGUUUGAUGGACUUCCAGGCCUGCCAGGAGACAAGGGUCACAGGGGAGAAAGAGGCCCCCAAGGUCCUCCUGGUUCUCCUGGUGAUGAUGGAAUGAGGGGAGAAGAUGGUGAAAUCGGGCCAAGGGGUCUUCCAGGUGAAGCGGGCCCACGAGGUUUGCUAGGACCAAGGGGAACCCCAGGACCUCCAGGACAGCCUGGUAUUGCAGGUGUAGAUGGCCCCCCAGGACCAAAAGGGAACAUGGGUCCCCAAGGAGAGCCUGGACCUCCAGGCCAGCAAGGAAAUCCUGGACCUCAAGGUCUUCCUGGUCCACAAGGUCCAAUUGGUCCUCCUGGUGAAAAAGGACCACAAGGAAAACCAGGUCUUGCUGGGCUUCCGGGUGCUGAUGGUCCUCCUGGUCACCCUGGAAAAGAAGGCCAGUCUGGAGAAAAAGGUGCUCUGGGUCCACCUGGCCCACAGGGUCCCGUUGGCUACCCUGGUCCCCGAGGAGUAAAGGGAGCAGAUGGCGUCAGAGGUCUCAAGGGAUCCAAAGGUGAAAAGGGUGAAGAUGGCUUUCCAGGGUUCAAGGGCGACAUGGGUCUUAAGGGUGACAGAGGAGAAGUUGGCCAAGCAGGGCCACGAGGAGAGGAUGGCCCUGAGGGCCCCAAGGGCCGUGCAGGUCCUACCGGAGACCCCGGUCCUGCGGGCCAAGCUGGAGAGAAGGGGAAACUUGGAGUUCCAGGAUUACCAGGAUAUCCAGGAAGACAAGGUCCAAAGGGUUCUACUGGAUUUCCUGGGUUUCCGGGUGCCAACGGGGAGAAAGGUGCACGGGGAGUAGCCGGCAAGCCGGGGCCUCGGGGGCAGCGUGGGCCAACGGGUCCUCGAGGUUCCAGAGGAGCAAGAGGGCCCACAGGGAAACCGGGAGCCAAGGGAACUUCAGGUGGUGAUGGCCCUCCUGGCCCGCCAGGGGAAAGAGGACCGCAAGGACCUCAGGGACCCGUUGGAUUCCCUGGCCCGAAAGGCCCUCCUGGUCCACCCGGGAAAGAUGGGCUACCAGGACACCCUGGGCAACGUGGGGAGACUGGAUUUCAAGGCAAGACUGGACCCCCUGGGCCAGGAGGUGUUGUUGGACCACAGGGACCAACUGGUGAGACCGGGCCAAUAGGGGAACGAGGGCACCCCGGCCCUCCUGGCCCUCCUGGGGAGCAGGGUCUUCCUGGCGCUGCAGGCAAGGAAGGUGCAAAGGGUGACCCAGGUCUUCCAGGUAUCUCAGGGAAAGAUGGACCUGCAGGAUUACGUGGUUUCCCAGGUGAAAGAGGACUUCCUGGAGCUCAGGGUGCACCUGGACUGAAAGGAGGAGAAGGUCCCCAGGGCCCCCCGGGGCCAGCGGGCUCACCAGGAGAACGCGGGUCCGCAGGCACAGCUGGCCCCAUCGGUCUGCCGGGGCGUCCAGGACCCCAGGGACCUCCUGGGCCAGCUGGAGAGAAAGGUGCCCCUGGAGAGAAAGGUCCCCAAGGCCCUGCAGGGAGAGACGGUGUUCAAGGUCCUGUGGGGCUCCCAGGGCCAGCUGGUCCUGCGGGCUCUCCCGGAGAAGAUGGAGACAAGGGUGAAAUUGGCGAACCAGGACAAAAAGGCAGCAAGGGUGACAAAGGAGAAAAUGGUCCUGCUGGUCCCCCUGGCCUCCAAGGGCCAGUUGGCGCCCCUGGGAUUGCUGGGGGCGAUGGUGAGCCAGGUCCCAGGGGACAGCAGGGCAUGUUUGGACAAAAAGGCGACGAGGGUGCCAGAGGUUUCCCAGGACCUCCUGGUCCCAUAGGUCUCCAGGGUUUGCCAGGCCCCCCUGGUGAGAAAGGAGAAAAUGGUGACGUUGGCCCGAUGGGUCCACCUGGUCCUCCUGGCCCAAGAGGCCCUCAAGGGCCCAACGGAGCUGAUGGACCUCAAGGACCCCCAGGAUCUAUUGGCUCAGUUGGUGGUGUUGGAGAAAAAGGUGAACCCGGAGAAGCAGGGAAUCCAGGGCCACCUGGUGAAGCAGGCACAGGGGGUCCCAAGGGAGAGAGAGGAGAGAAAGGAGAAGCGGGCGCACCUGGCGCUGCUGGACCUCCUGGUGCGAAGGGGCCGCCAGGCGAUGAUGGCCCCAAGGGCAACCCGGGUCCUGUUGGUUUUCCCGGAGAUCCUGGUCCUCCUGGGGAGCCUGGCCCUGCAGGUCAGGAUGGUGUUGGUGGAGACAAGGGUGAAGAUGGAGAUCCUGGACAACCGGGUCCUCCUGGUCCAUCUGGUGAGGCAGGCCCACCAGGUCCUCCUGGAAAAAGAGGUCCUCCCGGAGCUGCAGGUGCGGAGGGAAGACAAGGCGAGAAGGGGGCUAAGGGAGAAGCAGGUGCUGAAGGCCCUCCUGGAAAAACUGGGCCUGUGGGUCCCCAGGGCCCUGCUGGGAAGCCUGGCCCAGAAGGACUUCGGGGCAUCCCUGGCCCUGUGGGAGAGCAAGGUCUCCCUGGAGCUGCAGGCCAAGAUGGGCCACCUGGUCCUAUAGGACCUCCUGGCUUACCUGGUCUCAAAGGUGACCCUGGCUCCAAGGGUGAAAAGGGGCAUCCUGGUUUAAUUGGCCUGAUUGGUCCUCCAGGAGAGCAGGGGGAAAAGGGUGACAGAGGGCUCCCUGGAACUCAGGGAUCUCCGGGAGCAAAGGGGGAUGGGGGAGCUCCAGGUCCUGCUGGUCCCAUCGGCCCACCUGGGCCUCCUGGCUUACCGGGUCCCCAAGGCCCGAAGGGUAACAAAGGCUCCUCCGGACCCGCUGGCCAGAAGGGUGAUAACGGCUUUCCAGGGCCUCCUGGGCCUCCGGGUCCUCCUGGCGAGGUCAUUCAGCCUUUACCUAUCCUGUCACCCAAAAAAACCAGAAGACACACUGAAAACAUGCAGUCAGAUGCGGGUGAUAACCUUCUGGACUAUGCGGAUGGCAUGGAGGAAAUAUUUGGUUCUCUGAAUUCCCUGAAGCAAGACAUUGAGCAUAUGAAGUUUCCGCUGGGCACUCAGUCGAAUCCAGCCCGGACUUGCAAAGACCUGCAGCUCAGCCACCCUGACUUCCCAGAUGGUGAAUAUUGGAUUGAUCCUAACCAAGGUUGUUCGGGAGAUUCCUUCAAAGUGUACUGCAAUUUCACAUCUGGUGGUGAGACUUGCAUUUAUCCAGACAAAAGAUCUGAGGGAGUGAGAAUUUCAUCAUGGCCAAAAGAGAAACCAGGAAGUUGGUUUAGUGAAUUUAAAAGAGGAAAACUGCUUUCGUAUGUAGAUGUUGAGGGAAAUUCCAUUAACAUGGUGCAAAUGACAUUCCUAAAACUUCUGACGGCUUCUGCUCGGCAAAAUUUCACCUACAACUGUCAUCAGUCCGUGGCCUGGUAUGAUAUGUCAUCGGGAAAUUACGACAAAGCACUUCGUUUCCUAGGAUCAAAUGAUGAGGAGAUGUCGCACGAUAACAACCCUUACAUCAAAGCCCUGUAUGACGGCUGCGCGGUGAGUCUGACCUCUGCUGCCUGCCUCCUCAGAGGCGAGAGGCAGGGGAGAAAGCCUGUUGGUGCCCAGCCGGGGUCUACUCAUGAGCGAUGA
This is a messenger RNA of Octodon degus (degu), 5778 nucleotides long. It is a transcript of the gene Col11a1, whose product is annotated as collagen type XI alpha 1 chain. The transcript is spliced from 67 exons. Bases 1 to 5778 code for a protein of 1925 amino acids. Gene Ontology annotation, molecular function: extracellular matrix structural constituent. Lineage: Eukaryota; Metazoa; Chordata; Mammalia; Rodentia; Octodontidae. The record is from RefSeq and is a predicted model, not a curated record.